This is a messenger RNA of Condylura cristata (star-nosed mole), 2428 nucleotides long. RefSeq names its product F-box protein 3 (gene FBXO3). NCBI's taxonomy places the organism in Eukaryota, Metazoa, Chordata, Mammalia, Eulipotyphla, Talpidae. The transcript is spliced from 11 exons. Gene Ontology annotation, molecular function: protein binding. The record is from RefSeq and is a predicted model, not a curated record. Bases 22 to 1437 code for a protein of 471 amino acids.
GGCCUGCACCGGCCAGGCAAGAUGGCGACCAUGGAGACCGAGUCGGUGUCGCUGACUCUAGAAUCGCUGCCCACCGAUCCCCUGCUCCUCAUCUUAUCCUUCUUGGACUACCGGGACCUAAUCAAUUGUUGCUAUGUCAGUCGAAGACUUAGCCAGCUAUCAAGUCAUGAUCCACUGUGGAGAAGACAUUGCAAAAAAUACUGGCUGAUAUCUGAGGAUGAGAAAAACCAGAAGAAUCAGUGUUGGAAAUCUCUCUUCAUAGAUACUUACUCUGAUGUAGGAAGAUACAUUGACCAUUAUGCUGCUAUUAAAAAGGCCUGGGAUGAUCUCAAGAAAUACUUAGAACCCAGAUGUCCUCGGAUGGUUUUAUCUUUGAAAGAGGGUGCCCGAGAAGAAGACCUCGAUGCUGUGGAAGCUCAAAUUGGUUGCAAACUACCUGAUGAUUAUCGAUGUUCAUAUCGCAUCCACAAUGGACAGAAGUUAGUGGUUCCUGGGCUGCUGGGAAGUAUGGCGCUGUCUAAUCACUACCGUUCUGAGGAUUUGUUAGACGUGGACACAGCUGCUGGAGGCUUUCAGCAGAGACAGGGACUGAAAUACUGUCUCCCUUUAACAUUUUGCAUACAUACUGGGUUGAGUCAGUACAUAGCAGUGGAAGCUGCAGAGGGCCGAAACAAAAAUGAAGUUUUCUACCAAUGUCCAGACCAAAUGGCUCGGAAUCCAGCUGCUAUUGACAUGUUUAUUAUAGGUGCUACUUUUACUGAUUGGUUUACUUCUUACGUCAACAAUGUCGUAUCAGGUGGCUUUCCUAUCAUCAGAGACCAAAUUUUCAGAUAUGUUCAUGAUCCAGAGUGUGUAGCAACAACUGGGGAUAUUACAGUUUCAGUUUCCACAUCAUUCCUGCCUGAACUGAGCUCUGUGCAUCCACCCCACUAUUUCUUCACAUACCGAAUCAGAAUUGAAAUGUCAAAGGAUGCACUUCCUGAAAAGGCUUGUCAGUUGGAUAGUCGCUACUGGAGAAUAACCAAUGCUAAAGGUGAUGUAGAAGAAGUUCAAGGGCCUGGAGUAGUGGGUGAAUUCCCCAUCAUCAGCCCAGGUCGGGUAUAUGAAUACACAAGUUGUACCACCUUCUCUACAACAUCAGGAUAUAUGGAAGGAUAUUAUACCUUCCAUUUUCUUUACUUCAAAGACAAGAUCUUUAAUGUUGCCAUUCCCCGAUUCCACAUGGCUUGUCCAACAUUCAGGGUAUCUAUAGCUCGGUUGGAAAUGGGCCCUGAUGAAUAUGAAGAAAUGGAGGAGGAAGAAGAGGAGGAAGAGGAGGAAGAGGAUGAUGAUGAUUCAGCAGAUAUGGAUGAAUCUGAUGAAGAUGAUGAGGAAGAGAGGCGGAGGAGAGUCUUUGAUGUGCCCAUUCGCAGACGCCGCUGCUCUCGCCUUUUUUAGCAAGCCUCUGCUGAUGGGGCACUGGAAUGAAUCCAGUCUGUUACAUAGAUUUCUCAAUAAUGUAAAUAAGUAAAUUGUUCUCAGCAUAUCGCAGGAAAACUAGCAUGAAAUAUUGUUCUGGGCCUGGGUUCUUUGCAACACUACAUUAGGAAUUGGAUUAUUUUGGUUUUGCUUUGUGUUUUUGAGGUAGAAGAAGAAAUGGGAGUGUUUUUUUUUUUUUUCCUCUCUCUCUCCUAGAAGCCCAUGGGAGAAUAUUUCUUUAGCUAAGAAACAGACAUUUCUUUGUUUUAAAUAUUUUGUACUUACAAAUAGUUGAACAUGGGAGGGAAUUGUUUUGAAAAAGGAUUUAAAAUGUAGCAGGAAUACCUACACAAGGGUAGAGAGAAACUAUGUCACUGAUGAUCCUGUGACAAGACUUCUUACAGUGUGAGUUAUUUAGAAAUGAACAGAAUUUGUAAUUAGGCUAAUCCAUUUAGUGAUUCCUAUAUAUUUUGUACUCACAGGGAACUAAUUGACUAAAUAACUUGAAUGCUAGUUGUUUGUCCUUUCUUAGACAAUCUAUCCUUAAAGUUUUCAUCAUUACAACUUUGAAUUUAUGACCUUGACUUUGAAUUUAGUCUUCAACUCUAUGAACCUUGAAUUUAAUUUAAAGUCUUCAGCACUAUGAUCUUGAACUUAAAGUCUUCAAUACUAGGUCCUUUGUUACAUUGUUCACAGAUGUAUCAUUUUUGAAAUGUAGUGUGUAAAAGUAUGUAUUGUGUUGUUUACUAACAAAAGGUUCUAUACCAUGUCUCAUGUAGUCUGAAUUUGUAAAUACUGCUUCUGUUUUGUUUCUCCUUUAUACACUUGACUGUCUUAACUUUGUGAUAAGUGACAUGAGUUUUAUGUUUUCCUGAAACAUGGAUUUUUUGGUAAUUAUAUAAUUGAGAGUUUGGAAUGAAAUUCACCAAGUGUCAAAAACUCACAUUUUAACAACAAAUUUUGGUUCCAA